Molecule: messenger RNA, 4262 nt
Organism: Harpegnathos saltator (Jerdon's jumping ant)
Lineage: Eukaryota; Metazoa; Arthropoda; Insecta; Hymenoptera; Formicidae
Gene: Miox
Product: Myo-inositol oxygenase
Exons: 6
Coding region: 141-992 (283 amino acids)
Biological process (GO): inositol catabolic process
Cellular component (GO): cytoplasm
Molecular function (GO): iron ion binding; inositol oxygenase activity
Source: RefSeq, a predicted model, not a curated record
ACGCACCGUUGAUCGUUGAAAACGCACAAAUUUCCGCGUUCCAUAAUUUUUGCAGACUGUAAGAAAAUUCAUUUCGCAUUCUGCGCGAGGCAAGAUACGAAGUGAGGAGACAACGUGGUGAUUUUACACAGAAGAGCGUCAUGUUGCUGGAUCCGUCGGAGAAACUUCGACCUGAGCCGGUGUACUCGGGGAAAUUGCAGAGUGACUUCCGAAAUUACACCGAGGACCCCGACGAUCCCAUCAAGGAGCGCGUCCGCAGAACUUACCAGGAAAUGCACACCAAUCAGACCGUCGACUUCGUGCAAUCUCGCAUGAAGGAUUGGCUCCAGUUCAACAAGUUCAAAAUGUCGGUGAAGGAUGCCCUGAUCAAAUUGAACGACCUCGUGGAUGAGAGCGACCCGGACACCGAUAUGCCUAACAUCGUUCACGCGUUUCAAACGGCAGAGUCCAUCAGGAAGGAACAUCCAGAUCUCGAGUGGUUCCAUCUCACCGGCUUAAUUCACGAUCUCGGCAAGGUAAUGGCAUUUUACGGAGAACCUCAAUGGGCGGUAGUGGGUGACACGUUCCCGGUCGGUUGCGCCUGGGGUGAUUCCAUCGUGUACAGAGAGACGAGCUUCGACGACAAUCCCGACGGCAAGGACUCGCGCUACAACACCAAGUACGGCAUGUACAAGCCCAAGUGCGGGAUAUCCAAUCUGUUGAUGUCAUGGGGCCACGAUGAGUACUUGUAUCGCGUACUCCAGCACAACAAGAGUAAGUUGCCGAAGGAGGCUCUGACGAUGAUCCGUUUCCACUCGUUCUACCCUUGGCACGCCGGCGGCGAUUACAUGCACUUCUGCACUCCGGAAGACACAGAGAUGCUCAAGUGGGUGGUGGAAUUCAAUAAAUACGACCUGUAUACUAAGAGCGACGCCAUGCCCGACAUCGAGAAACUGUGGCCCUACUACGAGAAACUGAUCGACAAGUACAUACCCGGAGCGAUCGAAUGGUAACGAGAGAGGCGCUCUCUCGUCUGCCGCGUGUUUCUAAUUGAUAUCAAGCUGCGAGUCAACGAUUAUUGUUGUUGUUAAUACGAGAGUUCCUUUCUACUGCGAUCAAAAAGUACCCGAAAUUUAUUUUUCUUUAAAUCGCGGAUAAACUGUAAAUCAAAUCCGUUUGCUUCCUUAAGUCCGUACACUUAAGUCCUUCACGGAACUUUGGUGAAAAAAAUCAUGGCGUUCCUUCGAGCCGUUUGAAAGUGGCAGUUGUUUAUGUCAGUGAAGAUUGUUGUGCACGGUGAUUUUUAUAUCGAGAAAUAUGGAGCAAAGAAUUUGUUUGAAAUUUUAUUUGUUGCGAAGGAAAUUUCGCUCACAAACGCACUGUGAAUGUUGCAAAAAGCUUACGGCGAUGAGUGUUUAUCGAAAACAAGUUCGAGUGGUUUAAGAAGUUUCGAGAAGGACGAGAAUCCGUUGAAGAUGACCCAUGCUGUGGAGGACCAUCAACGUCAACGGAUAACGCUCACAUCGAGAAAGCGAAAGAAUUGCCGCUCCAAAAUCGUCGAUUGUCUGCGCGAGAGACAGCAGAUGAAGUCGCGCCAUCGCAUACCUUGACACUUGUGCGUGAAUUUCUGACAAAAAACUCAACGAAUGUCGCUCCGCAAGCACCGUAUUCACCAGACAUGGCACCCUGCGACUUUUUCCCGCUCCCCCUACUGAAAAAAUCACUUCGCGGACACACAGCGUUUCGAAUCGAUUGAGGACAUGAAAGAAAAAUCGCUACGUGAACUGAAGACCAUACAUACCGUUUGCCGCGUAUAAGCGACGUUUCCAGAACUGGAUCAAACGCUGGCAUAUGUGCGUUGCAAGCAAUGGGGACUACUUUGAAGGAGACUGUAAGAAUUUCGAUGAUUAUAAUUUGGACUUUUAAAAAUAAAAUUCGGAUACUUUUUGAUCGCAGUAGUAUACCGCCGGCCAAACGUACGAGGGCCUCAGAAGAGGAAAACGACCUUGGACGAGCAUUUCGAUUUGUUAUAUCUUAGCGAAAGACUUAUACCGUACAUACAUAGAUAUGUAGGAUCUGCGAUGACGAUACUGCUCGCGCGAUCAGCGAGAGGCUGAUGUCUCGCGAUGUAAGCUUCCCGACGCGGAAACGAUCCUUUCGAUAAAUCCUCGGCGGAGAACGCCGUACGCGCGCGAGUAUGAGCCGAUUUGAAUCACGUCCCAUAACGCGGGUCCCGCUCAAUCUCUCGGUAAACAUGAUUCGUAAGAAUUAUGUUCAGGGGCCCGCGAUGUCACGAGUAAUAACGCGCAGCGGCCAACGCAUUCUUCCGCGGAAUUCCCGGCGUGACGCGAAUUCCGCGGUCGCGACGCGCGCGCUUCGCGGAGCGCCGCGUUCCGAAAAUCGGCGCGCGAGUUUUUCGACGUGUUUCAAAUUGACCGGCAGUCCCGCGGCAAGCGGGACGAUAAAGGCCGCGGUUGUCUCGAUUAGGUGAGUAAUCCGGCCGUUAAAUGGCCGCGCGAAGGGGAGCUUGACUCACGGGCCGGGCCGGGCGGCCCGAUACUUCGAACGAAGAAUUCGUUCUCCAAGAACUGGUUUGUGCUGAUUUUCACCGCUACCGCAUUCGUCCUCGAAUGGUGGACCUGCGUAAGAUCGGCGACAGCCGGAAGCGGGAUCGUCGGUAUUGUCCCGAAAGGCGAGAUAUGAAUUUCGGGAUACGCGACUUCGUCGGUCUCGGUCUCGCAACAACGCAAGAACGCAUUUCGUCGUAAUUUAGCAUAGAGUAUAACCCUUUAACGCCUACUGGUAACUAUAGUUAAACAGAAACGCGUUUAAGAAUCCAUAACUUAGUGAAAAAGGAGAUUUUCGUUUUCUUUGCCCACCACUGUAAAGGUGAAUUCUUCUUCCAAGAGACGGUAUACAGAUUGCAUGUAGAUUCGGUUUAGUCUGUUUUUAGCUCAGUUUUAAUGAUAACAUGUUUUGUCAAAUUCCAUGUAGGCAUAGUUAGCAUUGUUACUGACAUCUAGAAGUGCACUAUAAAUUAAUAGUAUAUAAGUGUUACAACAAGCACAUGCCUGUUAAGGAAAACAGUAAAAGACCUUGUCGAUUUUUGUGCAGCUCGAAAGGGAAGCAAAGCGGGACAAAAAUAACUUGCAAAACCUGUAAAAUUCCCCUCUGCAUCUCUCGAUGCUUUAUGCAAUUCCAUUCCGAGUAAAUAAGGAUCAAGUUCUGAAUAUGAGUUUUAUGUUUCGAGGAAUUUUUCUAGCCAUUAGGUACGAUAUAAUAAACUGUAAACAGUCAUGUGCUUGUUGUAACACUUAUAUUCUAUUCGUUUACAGUGCACUUGUAAAUGUCAGUAACAAUUAAAAAUAAAAUUACUACAACUAAAAAAGAAAAUUUAACCGAUCAGGCGUAUUUUUCGCUUCUGGGAGUAGUUUCUGCCUGGAAAGGUAGUUUUUCAUAGAUAUAAAAUUCUGAUAUUUUUUUUGGUUAUCACUAUGUAUAGUCUCGGUUCAAAAAAACUCAAAUUUUAUUCUUAAAACACUUAUAAAAAAGUCGAGCGUUAAGGGGAUAAAGAGCGACGCACUUGUCCAAGUUUCAACGAUUACUCAGUCUCAGAAUCACUUCUAAUUUGCGCUCUCAAAUAGGCCGAGAAAUAAGAGUGAUUGCCUACAGGCACUUUUAACUUUACGUUCACCGACUUCUUGCCAUUUUCCGCUUCAUCAGUCACAGCUUGUUGAUAUUCGCGCGAAAUUCUUCUCCUCGGCAGACUGCUUUGUCCCCUUUGCCUUUCUCGAUGUCUCGCACGCCGAAAUAGGGAGUUUUUGCAAUACCGCCUCUCGGAUACGAUAAACGUUGACCGCGAAUGCUAUCGCUCGCCGCGUACAUUGCGACGUUGUUUCUGAGCGAAUAACAUUACCAAACUCCCUAAUAUAAAACACGCGUCGCGCGGUUUUUCUCGCGCUUUCGGUACACACAGCGGUCGGAGGGACACGCCAUCGCGGGGAAUGAGAGGGGCGAGAUGUCCCAGGUAAUUUUUCUUGUUUUUCAUUACCGACGAUCGUGGGAGAAUAAUCCGAAGCGUGGCAGUCGGCAAUACAGCCAACUCACGUACGUAAGGGUGGUACAGUUAGCAGCAACAAGGACAAGCGGCGAGCUUUCCCGCGCCUUGUCACGCCCAUCACGUUAUGUGAAUGCGAUAGAAGUGAAACUUUUGGCACACGCGGCCGCGUCCGCGUGCAGAGAGGCGCCUAGGAAGUUUUCAAUAAACCGGACAAUCUACUGUG